Uranotaenia lowii is the source of this 8636-nucleotide messenger RNA. RefSeq lists its product as uncharacterized. The transcript is spliced from 5 exons. NCBI's taxonomy places the organism in Eukaryota, Metazoa, Arthropoda, Insecta, Diptera, Culicidae. The record is from RefSeq and is a predicted model, not a curated record. The coding region runs from base 1980 to 4427 and encodes 815 amino acids.
UUCGCCGUGUUGAAAUGAUGUGGCCCAACAGUGGAAGCACCCGCCCGAACUCUGUCACCACUUUUGACCGUCUAGUAGCCGCCGUUAGUCCUUUUUUCUUCCUUUGAACUUUGUGUGGAGGAUUGCUGAAAAUUUUCUCCCUAGGUGAUCCGCUUUUUUGCGUUGUCCGUCGCGGUUGAUGUCGAAUUUUUUUUUCGUGUUUCGUGAAAUUUUGAUGUGAUUACCGGAAUUUUAUAAGGACUUCAGCCCCCGAGUCUGGGUGUAUACCGAUGAUGGGUCGUUUUUCCAAAUUGAUCCAGCUGUGAGCAAAAUCGGCUACGCUGGCCGAUCGGAAGGAGGAAAUUUCUUCUAGAAGGAUACAUGAAAACAGGUGGAUAGUUGUGGUACUCGGUGUCGUUUGAAAAUGCGCAAUUUUCCAGGUGAACAGGUGACCGAAACGUGAUUAAGCUGGCCAAGGUGUCCUCCAAAGGAUUCUGAGUUCAAAGGUGAAUUUUCAGCUGUAUCGAUUUAUUGUUUUUUUGUUGCAUCCCUGGUCCCUCCUGUAUCGUUUCAAAAGUUUGACAUCUCUCUGUGUGUGGUGAGCCUGAGCACAUCCCUCCCGCUAUCUCUGCGGAUAUGCGGUGCAAAAAAGCUGUGCUUGCUAGCUGUCAGUGGGAAAUGUCAGUGUUACGAGUGUAGUGUGAAAGGUCCCAAAAUGUUCAACCACCAAAAACGGCGCUGUGAGAGAAUCCUACGCGAGAGAUGAUGAUGAUGUUCAAGUAGUGUCGCCGCCGCCAAGUUCAAACAAUGAUGAAGCUGUAGAAGCUCCCCCAGCAUUCCCAAAAUUCUCUGGGAGGCUCCUCCUAUCUGUGUGUUUGCGUUGGAAAAGUUCGUGGCCGAUGUGCAACUGUCAAAGGAAGCAUAAACUCGAGUUAGUGCACUCUCCUUUCAAGAGAGAUAAAGAGACUCGAAUCCUAAAGCUCUCUCUCUCACUUCCCAAAAAGAGGAGAGCGCCCGAAAGCUUUUCAACCGAAGUGAGCGGAUGUGAUUUUCACGAGAAAAUCCUUUGCCGAUCGUAGGUGUUGUCGUCGGUCGAAUAUCAAAUAAAGGAAUAGUAGGCACUGUGAAUUCACACCUGCUUGCUCUCACCGCCGUCUUCCGCGAAAUAGUAGUGGUAUUAGUGCGGCCAGCAAACUUGUUGUAAGGACCUUUCCCAAUUUUCCUGCCUCAACAACGAACGAUAGGUGGGUACGUGCGCUCGCUUUUGAUGGGAUGUGGGCAUAAAUCUGGCUGAAAACGCUCGCUCCCGGCUUCCAGAGUUUUGUCAGCCCGCCCACCAAUCAGCCAAUCGAAUCAAUUGGGGAUGAUUUAGUGGAAAAUAAAAUAUCGGAAAAUAUCAGUCAGUAGUGUGGAAUCGAAGCACGUUCCGGGUACGUGUGCGGUGGAAAGAGUCCCCGAAUUUCGACGAAGCCACCGGAAAAGGAAAUCUCCGUUCAGAUGUAACCAACGAUUUGUCCCGAUCGCUCCAAUUCAAAGUCUAUUAGUAGGCUUAGACAAAAGGAGUGUUCCUGUGUUUUUGUGUGUGUCUAUUUAGUGUCAAAACAUAUAGUGGGCGGCGAAAAAAUAUAAAGAAUAAAGCGAAUAGAACAGUGAAGUGCAUCUAGGAUCCGAGGAUUGUUGCAUGCUGCUGAAUCGAAUUUCAUCGACUGACAUUUGGACUAAUGGCGGUGUGGAGAAACAGGUGCUCGUAGAUUCUAGAUAAAAAAGACCGACCAAACAGGAGCAUCGCAAGUGUGCGGAACAUUAGUCAACUGACUCCAAUCAACAAAAAAUCAACCCAAAAUCUGGCUGUGCAAAGAAAAUUAUUCUAAUAAUACAAACAAACCAACCAUGAGUUCUAAAUUAAUGCCACUUUCAACGAACUAAACACCGCAAAAACCGAUUAUAGGAAUUAUUGAAUUAUAGUAAGACCAAGGAAUUAUAGUACUCAAGAAAUAAAAAUGGCAGCCGUAGUGUACGGGACCAGUCCGCGGCACAGCAGCCGGCAUCAUCAUUCGGGGGCGGCAUCGUCGCAAGGUCACCUGGUAGGGGUGCCCCAUUCGCCGUACCAUCAGCCACCCCCGCAGCAUCACUCACUGCCACCGGUGCCCCCGCAUCAUCAUGGCGUUGGCAGUUCGUCGGCGUCGAUGGCGGCGGCCGCUGCAGCAGCUGCCCUUUCGCAGCAGAUCAUAACACCGCCGACGUCGUAUUUGUCCACCUCGACGACGACCAUCUCGCAAACGACGCAUCAACAAACGAUCUACUAUCAGCAACAGCAACAGCAGCUGCUACUACAACAGCAACAGCAGAUUCACUAUCACAAUCUGCGGAACUCGAAGCGGAAGUCGGCGGUGGAGCUGCUUGCGGAAAGUAAACCCUUCUACGUCAAAUCGGAAACGGUGCUCGAUAGGCAGCAGCAGUUGCAGAUGCGCAGCGGGCAGGUGCCGGGACCGGUUUCGGGAUCAUACAUGCUAUCCCCCUCGAGGAGUCUACCGCAACCUAGCUCCCAGAUGCAACCGACAUCGCAUCUCUCGGCACAAUCGCAGCAGCAACCGCAACGUCCGGCCAAUCGGCGCAGCGCAUCAUCCGGAUCGGAUCUGCUGCAGACUAAACUACGCAAGCUGCUCAACACCGGUGACAGCAAGGAGACAAUAAUCCCUCCGGACGUCGUCGGAGGACUCAAUUCUAAAUACGUAUCGCAGCCGCUGGAAACGAGCUACAUAGCUGGGGCGGGACUAGUCGGGACCCUCUCGGACUGUAUCAACGAUAUCGGUUACAUCCAGCCACCGAAAAGCUACCAACAGCAGCUGACCGUACACCCGGAGCAGCCGAGCGACAUGUCGGUGUUCUUCCCUAGUGCAUUCCUAUCGCCUCAAUCGCUGCCACCACAUCCGGCGGCCGACGACGAUCUCUACCUGUACGGCGUCCACGAUAGCCUGGUGCUGACCGAUGACUACCGUGCGAUCAGUCCCCCGGCCGAGUACGCCGAAAACAGCGCUUCACCCGAAAAGCAUAGUAAUAGUCACAGUCGUUACAACUACCAGCGUUCAUACUCGCACUCGCAGGCUGUGGUCCACCAGGACGCAUCGGACUAUUCGCCAACGCAGUCCUACAACAUCAACAGUCACAAGUCACUGCCGGAUUUGCAUUCUCAGAUCAGCAGACACUCGCCGCACUCCGAGGCGCUGAGUUGCUGUAGCCGAGGCAAUCGAUCCAAUCGAUCGGGCAGUUCGUUCAAUCGGGACUCCGGUGGCUCUUCCGGCCAUUACACGCACCACAGCGAACCGUGUUGCAAACAGCAGCAGCAACAGCAACAACAACAACAGCAGCAAAAGGACGCCCUCAUGAUGGGUGGCGCAGAUUAUCGGCGGGACAGUGGAUCGUCAACCCAACACAGUGGCAACUCUUACUACGCCUAUGGAAUUCCGCCGCUACGAUACGAUUGUAUCGAGUGCCGGGCGAAAAUCCGCGAAGAAGCCGACUGUUUGCUAAACUUCACCACUCCCGAAGUUCCGGAGGCCUUCCAGGACGACUACAGUGAAAAGCAGAAACAGAAAUACUACGACGAUGUUGCACGGGACCGAGAUCGUAUUUCCAGUAGCGCUCGCAAGUAUUACAAAAACCCUGGACCAAUGUCACCCCUAUCGCCUGUCUCUCCGUUGUCGCCGCAGGACCAGCAAAUCGAUCUGAGUCCCCCGUUGGGAACUUUCAAACGACAGAAAUGCCUUCGAUUCAAAAAUCGUGGUCGUCAAUCGGCCGUCAGCAAUCCGAACUCACGCUGCAGCGAUGGCCGCGGAAGUCAGACUGGAGAUGACGAUCGGCGUCCGAUAUUGCGAUCAAAGAGCGACAUCAGCGAUCGCUACUGGAACCGCCUAUCAGAGCGCAACGAACGCGAGCGGGAUCGAGAACGGGAACGAGAGCAGCAGCAGCAGCAAAAGCUACUUGAGAAGCAACGAUCCCGAUCCGAUAGCCUCACGCAGCUGGAACACUUCUUUGAUCGACUGGGGCUGAACGAGGAAACCUACGAACGCAACAUAGCUCCAGCGAAACCAGUCCGCAAACCACCGACGUCGCAAACCGCCUAUAAGAGCAACUCGUCCGGCAGUGAUAUCCAUCGCGAUCGGGUGUCGGCCGAAGAAACCGGUGACUCGGACGAAUCCAGUGCCGUGUUCUUCUCCGAUGUCAGCACCAUCGAUUCGACGCGGCUUCCGGACAGCACGGAAACGAGCAACGAUCAGCAGAUUCAGCCACCGGGCGCCGCUGGGCAACCCGUUGUCGGAGGUGGCGGACCGCUGAACAGCCUCUCCAAUCCGACCAUGUACCGACCGAGCGAACCACCGUCUAUCAUCGAGCGGAACGCCCGCAUCAUCAAGUGGCUGUGCAACUGCAAGAAGAUGCAGCUUGCCUAAGGGUGGUUGAACGACCGCGGGCGGGCGCCGGCCAGGCACUCGGUGGUGGUGGAUGUGAAACAAGUCGGUGGCGGUCGCUACCGGACCAUCGAUCGCGUUCCGGCCAAAAGUCGGACUUCCUACAGGGAUGACGACGGGUUUUAGAGGAAAGGUGGUAUUUCGACAGAACCCGAAAGAUAGAUUCGUGAUCAAAUUUUAAUAGAGAUGGCGGUCUCACCGUGUUAGGCAUAGAGGCACAGAUUUUUCCUCUCCAUUAUUCAAGCCUUAUUUUUAGAGAUUUAGGACAAUCGGAUUUCCUACAACCUGCUCAACAUUUUUUCCUGACUUUUCAGAGAAGUAUACAACGCCUUUGCGGAGCUUACGUUUCAAUGCCUCUGUUGAUCACCAAUUCUCCACACAGCAGUUGAUCAUGUAAUCUACGAGCUCUUGGUUUGACGGAAGCAGCGUGGCUUCGGCUUUCUCUGCUUCUUAUAUGCCUCUGGGCCCAAUAUUACCUUGGCACGAUGGACGGUGCUACGAGAGGAUCCCACUUUUUUUGGCCACAUACCAAACUGAGGCAGUUUUAUAACUGGUCUAAGCACGCAUGACUUUCCGGUCCAAAGUUUUGUCCACCGGACUCGGUUUUCGCCCAGAUUUUUUUUUAUCCACGAAGCUACUUUCUUCUCCAAACUUCCGAAUCGAAUUUUAGAACGCUCCAAUACUUACUUUCAUUCUCGCAAACUGACUCAGCGAAAUGCACGAUAUUUUUGCUAUUUUCCAGGAAACUUCUUCGAAUUUUCAAAAAAAAAGUGUAUCUCACGAUACACAGAGUUUUGAGUAAAACUGUAAACAAUAACACCCAGCAGAAAUCAACUGUUAAACGUCAUCCGGAAUAAGCAGGGUUGUUUCAAAAUCGUGCUUAGACAUAGGGCCUUAUUACAUAAGACGAAUCACGAGCCAUUUUACUCGAGUGAGCCAUUUUGGUAUUACAGUAGCCGAGUCGAGUCGAAUUUCAGUCGAGUUGCCCCACUGAGUCGACUGCUUGAAGGUUCGUGACUCAGCUGUUUCACUCGACUACCGCGAUACGACAUUUCGCUCGACUCGACAGCGACUUGAGUCGAGUCGAGUUACUCGACUCGUUUUAUGUAAUAGGGCCCAUAAUGGGACACCCUAUAUGGAUUCAUUAUCCGCUGGAAGCUACUGAGACUUUUUCUCAACCCGACAGGGAACUUUGUAAAUUCGAAACAUUCAGAUGGUCAGAUAAAAAAAAAGCAAAUUACUUCUCUUUCGUUACAACCAGGUAGUUUGAGAGGGAAAAAACUUGAAACAGCACGGCUGAAGGUUUUAGAAAAUUCUUCAGAGUCAGUGGAUGAAAAGCCCUUACCCUUAAUUUUAUGCUAAUACCCAUCAUUAACUGGAAGCUAUCAUGGCUCAUAUUUGAAUCCGAUGGAAAUUUCAUAAACAUGAAAAGUUCACAUAUAAAAAAAAGAAAUUAAUGGUACCAAGCGAGAUUAAAAAAAUCAACUGAGGGUAAAAUUUGUAAAAUCCAACUUGCUGUUCAUUUAGUCCGAUUUUGACUAAAAUAUGGGGAUAACGGCAUUACGAGUUCGAACGUUUCCCCUUUGACCUAAAACUAUCUCCGAGUAGCUUUCAACGGAUAAUGGCAAUCAGACUAUAAUCCAAUUUUUUUAGCCCAAUGAGUUCGAAUUCGUUGUCCAAAUUUCUUAAGAAUUUUGGUAACUCGUUCAGGCUGAAAAAACUCUCGAAUUCGUCCGAAUUCGUAUUUGAUCGGUUCAAAAAUAAUACUGGCUUACUGUGAUAGCCGCUAUCAUUCGUUGGAAGCUAGUUGGUGAUGUGUUCAGGCCAAACGUAAAACAGUUCAAUUCAUAAAUUCCGUUAUCAUCAUGUUUCGGUGAAAUUGUUGAGAAUUUAGUAGUAGAUUGCCAAUUUAUACAAUUUAAUGAUUUUAGGUUUGAAUUGGGGGGGUAGAAAAACUUUGCCUUAUGUCAACCAAGCUGUACGAACUACAUCUUCCUCGAAAUAAGAAGUUGAAGAUCACGAAACUUUUCACAACCUUUGCGACGCAAACUCCAACGGAUGCGAAGUUCAACCUUGUAGAAAGCGAUUGGUAAAAACAAUAGUAGCAACAAUCAAAUUUUAACUGUAACAAAAAAUAAUCAAAACGAAACAAAACCAUAGCAAAAAAAAAGCUGUAUUGUGUUAAGGGUGAAUGUUUAAAAAUGAGAAUCGAGUUUUAACGAGCAAACCAAAGAACGAAGCUGAAAACCGUGUUUGUCGUGGUCAUCUGUAGCUGGUUUUAAAAGUGGAUGAUUUUUCAUAAACAAUAGAAUGCAAACGAUUACAGGAAUAGGACAAGAAGAGAGAUAACAAAAAGCAAAGCAUCCUUCACGAGCCGAGUCCAAUUAGAUUGGUAUGCUUAAAUGAAAAGAAUCAAAAGGUAGAAUACGAAAAAAAUUCAACAAUAGAAAGCAUUCAAAGUAACCAGCAAUUAAUUCGUGAAGAACCAAAGCGCCAGCGCUAAUAAAUUUCAAGGCUAGUUACCCCGAAUGUGUCGAAUAGCGGCUUCCAAAAAUCGGAACACAGCUUAACAUAUAUAUGUCGAGUAUCGAAAAACUACAGAAUGACAUACCAGAAGGCAAACGUCAAACAUCAUAAGCAAAACAACUGACAACAAGUCGGUGCAAACAGUUAAUCCUAUGUAAAUAACGAACCAGUGACAGUACAGCUUCAGCUGUCACUUUCAAUUGAUGAUUUCGAUGUAGAACAAAAAAGCAGAAAAUUAAAUGGUAGUAAACUAAAAUGUUGAUUUCCGAACUGUUGUUUUCGAAUAACAUAGAAAUUUUUCCUUAAAAAGACGAAUCGAAGUGUGUUGAAGGUAUUAACAAAACAAUUAUACUGUUGUCUCCAGUUAGCCAUAUUCAAUGUCACAUGUCAUUUGACUGCAAAUCCUGACGUGUCUGUAGAACUGGGUGCUGAAAACCCAAACAAAUCAAAAAUCUUCUAACAACCCCCGCCUCUCAAAGGUUUGAUGAUUUCGUUUGAGUAAUUUCUACGGAUUUUUAACGAAAACAAAAAUACACUGUAGCGACAACACAAUUGCAAAUCGAGCAAUUUGCUAAUUGACCAUAACAAUUGAAAAACCAAACAUGUAAAUGUAUUUUAUGCGAUUCGAGUAAUUGGUUACUCAUCACUAUAAUGCAUUGAAUAAAGAGUAAAAAUAAAACCAAUUUAAACUCUCUUUUCUAGUCUAAUAUGUAAAAAGCAAAUGAGAAAACACUUGUUUGAUUCGAGUAUAUUACAACAGCAUAAAUGAAUCGAAAUAAUCUUACUUAUAGUUGAGGUACUAUAUAUUAAUAACGAACAGGAAAUUUAAUCCAACCAGCACUGUUUAAAUUGAAUAAAAAAUAAAAUAAAAAGAUACAUUUCAAUAUUCAAACUACAAUAAAUUCUACAACUCUCACAUACACAAUCGAACGCAACGCAAUUGUACACUUAAAUAGAAGAAGCGAACUAAUCCAUGUACCACUUUAUCACUAGCAAACCUCAAAAACUCAAAAACCACUCUCUUAAAAAACCACACGAAAAUAAAACAACCCCCAAAUCCUUGACUUUAACGCCAAACGUACGCGUUGUACUCUUAGAGGAGCAAAACCAAAAUAGAUGAAAAAACAAAGUUUAACGAUAAAAAAACGUAGGUGAACAAUAGAACCAAAAGCUGCUACCAUACAUCUACCACUCGAAAACGCAAUUCGCAACUCAAUAGAAACUAGCUGUUCGAAUAAUCAAUAUCUACGCAAAUGUAUGGCAGACAGGAGAGACGAAAAUAAAUAAAAACAAAAGAAACACCCGCUGAAUCAAAAACCAGAGUCAAACAAAUUUCAACAAAGUUUGCUUCCUAAUUGCUCUCAAUCAAAACUAGUUACGACAAACAGAAACAAAUAAAAAAACGAAGAUCAAAUAAUCAAACAGUCACAAACAGAUAAAGCUAACACUACUGGUGGGCGAAACAGAAACAAGCGAAAUGGUGAAAAUCAAAAUAAUUUGUCCCAAAUACACAUCUAAAAACAAUAAAAUACAUGGACAAAGCGGUUGCAAUGAAUAAAUAAAAACAAAUAAACAGCAUCUGGUUUGAAAGGUAAUUAUACUCAUCAUAAGUAUAGGGAAAUUAAUAAAACUGAAAACCGUAUAUCAUAGAAAAAAACAAACAAA